Stylophora pistillata is the source of this 3624-nucleotide messenger RNA. RefSeq lists its product as uncharacterized. The record is from RefSeq and is a predicted model, not a curated record. Gene Ontology annotation, molecular function: intracellularly cGMP-activated cation channel activity; protein-containing complex binding. Gene Ontology annotation, biological process: monoatomic cation transmembrane transport. NCBI's taxonomy places the organism in Eukaryota, Metazoa, Cnidaria, Anthozoa, Scleractinia, Pocilloporidae. Gene Ontology annotation, cellular component: plasma membrane; intracellular cyclic nucleotide activated cation channel complex.
GACAUGAGCGAGGAGGAGCUUUUUCAACAACUUAAUGACAACAUUCGCGCAGAAAUUGCCAUCCACGUCAACUUGGACACACUGAAGAAAGUGAAGAUGUUUGAGCAUUGCGAUCCAGGUUUUCUGCGCGAGCUGGUUUUAAAGUUGAAGCCCAUGUUAUGUUCCCCAGGCGAUUAUGUCUGUCGUCAAGAUGAAAUAGGGCGUGAAAUGUACAUAGUCAAUCAAGGCGAGUUAGCGGUUGUCGACAAGAGGGGAGCACCUUUAGCGAAACUUUCCGCCGGUCGACAUUUUGGAGAAAUAAGUAUUCUUGACAUAAAAGGGAUUGGAAAUCGUCGAACUGCUUCUGUCCGUUCCGUCGGAUUUUCCGAUCUUUUCCGGCUAUCAAAGGCUGAUCUAGAGGAGGUUCUCGCGUUCUACCCAGAGGAGAAAGAACAACUGGCGAAGAUCGCUCGGCAAACGUACGAGAAACAGAGAAGAGAGAGAUUGAAUCAAAAGGUAGACAAUGACAACUUGGACAAAGAUCAAUCGGAUUCCCGCCUUCAGGGCCAUGACCCUCGUAAAUGGCUUGUGGCAGACAAGGAAACUCUUAAGCGUCGCCUGUCACUCAUUGAGGCCAAAAACGAAGUCAGGGCUCUAGCCAGCAGAUUCCGAAGAGAAAACGGUAACUCUACGAAUCCUCGAGAGAUUGUGGCUGCCAUCGCUGAACGAGCGAGACAGGAAAGACCUGAUGAAGAUGCAAGAAAGGUAAUCAAAGAAUUUUUAGCAAAGGACAGAGGAAGUAAAAUCCACAAGCGAAGCACGAUGUCGCACGAAAGCCUUUUGGCAAAUAGAAGCCAUUAUGCUGACAGCGGGCGUGAAAACUGUCUCAACGACGCCUCAGAUGCGGAAAAUUGUGCCAACGAUCAAACGAGAAAAAGUCAAAGAAGGUUUUUCAGUCGACCCCAUUCUCGAACACUGGAGUCUAAACCCGCCUCCCCAACAGGUAACGAUAUUCCAUUGUUGACCUUCAAAGAGAACGAUGGCAUCUUAGAUCAAAAGAGUGGAUCGCAGCCUAAAGAUCAUUCAUCAAAUCCUGUUGCAUUCACACUUAACAGCACUAAAGAAAAAGGUAUAAGGCCUCCUGUUCCUAAAAAAGGAAUAUUAAAGAGAGCCAGCGGAGAAUCAUCAAGCUGGCGAAGCAGCGACUCAAUGGAAACUUCUUUAUCCGCGCUCGAGAACGCGAAGAGCAAUGAAGAAAAUUUGACUCCUUCUGGGCAAAAAAAUUCGACUCGUAGUGAAAAAAAUAUAGAAGAGAAUGCUAAAAUUCCGAAACAAAAGAGCAAGUUUAAAGUGCCAUUUCUGAAGGAACAAAAACAGGAUGACGUAAAAAUACUCUUGGCUACUCCAGAGAAUAGCGAAAUAGUGGAGGACUCACCCAAGUUGGAUCGCGCUGCCAACCGAAUGAAGUUUACGGAAAAGAACCCAUUUACAGAAAUAAAAUUGAUCAGCGAGUUAGAUUUCAUCGCUCCGGAUAAACGUUGUGCAUGUCAACAAGAAGCAGGAACCAAAAAUGAACGACUGUCUCCUAAUUGCCUUGAUUCGGAGUGUCAAUCCGCUGCCCAAAAAAAUUACUCGAGCGCGGGCUCUUGUCCUUCGAUGCCGGCGGUUAUAGAUCCCGGCAAGGGUGACUCAAUGGUAACAAAAUAAUUCCAAUACCCCGGGGAGGUACUCGUAAUGCACUGAGCUGUAGGAACACAAAUAUUUGAUUUGUGCAUGUACCCAUAUUCGUCUCGGUUGAUCAAGGACCAGUCAACAUCUCUCACCCGGGGGGGAAGGGGUCGAAGAGUUUUCGGGGGAAAACAUGAUUUUCAGGGCGGAAUGGGGGGGGGGAGAUCAUUCGUCGCCAACAAAAUGUAACUGGGGUAUUAUAAGAAAUGAGGGGAAUCAUAAGAAUACUACAAACCCUAUGGGAGGAUAAGCUAAAGUUUAUCGUGACACAACCAAAGACCUCCAACGCUACUCACAGGCGAUAGGUAAUAGACUGUCCCCUUGCUACUAAACCUUGGUACUUAAUAUUGUUCAGAUCGUAUGAAAUUUUUGCGUGACUUCAAAAUCAAAUUACAACUCGUAAUUAGGACUGUCUUGUUAUUGUUAUUUAAUUAUAAGAAUUAAAGGAAAAUGAUUCAUUUCCAUUAUUCAUUUUUUACCAUUAUUCAUAAUAUUUAGUGUCGAAACGAGUUCCUGUAGAUUUUGACCGCAGUGUUACAACUUAAUGACAAAAGUCUGAUAAUCUAUCCUAUUUACGUCAAAUGAUUGAAUGCUCCAGUUCUUGGUAAUAUGGUUCUUCAAUUAUCUUUUCACAGGAGGAGAUUUAAGUUUUUAAAACUACAUUAAUUAUUUUAUCGAGUAACACUAAUUCAUUCUGCGCAAAUUCUCUCUGUUUUUAUCAAGUGAAGAAAGGUUUAAAUAUCAUCAUUAAAUACUCUUAAUCUAUUUAUUGUGCGUUGUCUUUAGCAGACAUAAGUUGUGUCCUGUAGGUAACGAGAGGAGACGCGGCACGAAAAUGUCGCUCGGGGAUUCCAAAUAAAUGGAAAUACGCAAGAAAUAACCUCUUCAUGUUUUGCCAAAUUUUAGGACUUUGCAAAAGUUUUCCACCCAUAAUUAUCCAUCCUUUACUAUCUUCAGAAAACCACAGGAGCAAGGUAUUACAGUUAUUAUAACAAUGGCUUGUUUCGUAUAUUUUUACGCGUAUUGAAUUCCAAUGUUUUUUCUUUCCUCGAUAGUAAUGUAGGCAGGUGCAACACUACAGUAAAAAAAAAAUGAAAACAGGUACAUGGUAUCUCUGAAACUAACCACCACUGAUUUAUUUGCACUGAGCGGAAGUCACGUAGAAGACUUCUAAUAAACAAAAGUUGUAUCAGUUGAUACCAAACAAAUAUCCCAUGUUUGCCUCGCAGAUCUAGUCUUAUUAUUGUACAGUUUCACAUCUAAACUCUUUACAAGUAUAUCAGGUAGCUCGGCUACGAUGUCUGACAAAAUUUUGCGCCGAAGAUGGGGUUUCAUUUCUAAGAGCAACUGUGCCCGCCUACAACAUCCAUCACUGUCAAUUUGUUAAAUAAUAUAUUUUUGCUUCACAUCUCCGGUUUAAUUACAAAUGAUUAGCUUAAAUUUCAAGCUUUACUCAUCAAAAUUAUUUGAUAAUAAACUCACAACCAUCCUGUCGCGCACGAUGUCAUUUCAAUGGCCCUUCGCCUUGACCGCAUGAGUAACAAUAAAAUAGAGCGUAGUAAAAAAAAAAAAACAAUCGGGGUAUUCUUUAAUGUAUUCGUUUAGGAAUUUCUUUCUCGAAAACUCUCUAAAGAUCCGUUUGUUUUGAAAAUUCUGCCGGCGAAAACGGAUCAGGUUUCGAAAUAUAAUGAAAACCAGAAAUGUUCCAUUCAUCCUGUCCCUUGAGGUUCUUAUCUGAUUAACUGAGCUUUUCUCUUUAAAUUCGCUGUCAACAUUAUUAUUGGGUUUAUUCACAGUGUUUCGAAUUAAAUCUUUUCACAAACGUCACGGCCACAACAAAGGCACCCGUACGGGUCCAAUGUUGGAGAAAAAGAAUCUUACUAAUUGGGUUUGAAGACCCAAGAAAUGCUUAAAAGG